AUGCAUUUCAACGUCAACAACUACUGGUGCAGACAACUUGUUUUGCCAGCUUCAAUCCUUAAAAAAGUGGAACAACUUUGCUCAAGGUACUUCUGGAAAGGAGCAGAUAAAUCUGCUGUUGGUGCUCGUGUGAGCUGGGAAAUUAUUUGUCUAUCCAAAUCGAAAGGUGGCCUCGGACUGAAGAACAUUAAAUCUUGGAAUAGAGCUUGUCUCAUUCGUCUAAUUCGGAAAAUAUUAGCGGGAGAUGGAUCACAGUGGGUUGCAUGGUUAAAGGCAUACGUUUUUAAGGAGCAGGACUUUUGGCAAUUCCGAGCUGCUGCAAAUGUAAGUUGGAGUAUCGGCAGAAUAUUAAAAUCAAGGGCUGAAGCUCUUCCAAUUCUUUCAGUCGGUUCUCCGCAAGUAAAGGAAAUUUGGGACUUGAUUCGAUCUAAAGGGCAAAAUGUUUCAUGGCAUAAAAUAAUUUGGUUCCCAUUGCAUAUUCCGAAGUUUAGUUUGAUAGCUUGGAUGGCUUUACUGAACAAAUUGCCAACUAGAGACAGGCUUCUUCGAAUGGGAAUUAGCACUGACGGUAUUUGUGUUAAUUGCAACAACUCAAACGAGACAAGGGACCAUCUCUUUUCGCACUGUUCACUAGCAACAAAUCUCUGGAACUCAAUUCUGAACCUUAAUGGGAUGAAGACUACUUAUUUAUCAUGGGAAGAUAUGGUUUCGAAGGCAUGUUCAUCAUGGAAAAGGAGGUCUCUUUUUAUUACCAUUCUUAAACUCUCUUGGACUGCUUUUAUCUACUCUUUGUGGCAGGAAAUAAAUCAGAGAAUAUUUCAAGGAAGACGUAGAACGAUCAAACGCUUGCUCAAAGAUGUUAAAGACGUUGUCGGAAUCCGCCUCAGGAGAACUAAUAUUAAUAGACUUGAUAGUACGAACUUAAGGCUUUGUAAGGUUUGGGGUAUAGUCUAA
Messenger RNA from Hibiscus syriacus, 954 nucleotides. RefSeq lists its product as uncharacterized. Lineage: Eukaryota; Viridiplantae; Streptophyta; Magnoliopsida; Malvales; Malvaceae. The record is from RefSeq and is a predicted model, not a curated record. The transcript has a single exon. Bases 1 to 954 code for a protein of 317 amino acids.